UUAUAUAAUUAUAAUGGUAAAGAAAAUCAUCUUUAUUUGUGUUCUCAUGCUUAUUAACGUAAGCAUGGCCAACAAUCCAGGACUUGUGGCAGUAGUCAGAAGAGAGAUUAUUGACAGAGUCAGAGACAAAUACUUUGUAACUGCAUUCCAGACCUUUGGUCAUCAAGAAAUCCCUGAUGUUUCUGCUGGAGAUAUGCAAAUAAGCCAGAUCAAGGCUGAUCUUGUUAAUUCAGACCCUGCUGAUUUGAUUACUUCUUUCCGUGGUGAUAUCAAUGCUGUUGGAGUUGAUCUUAAGGAGACUUAUAUGGAUGUCAACGUCCAUUGGCACUACAAGAGUGGAAUCUUGUCUUUCUCUGGAACUGCUAGGGUUAGAACAAAUUUCCAUGACCUUGGAAUGAAUAUUGUCAUGACCAAGGUUGACGACGGUCAGUUUGCCAUCCCACAAAUCAAUGUACAAGAUAUGAACGUUAACAUGGAUAGAGGAAGCUUCAACCUUGAUCUUCAUUGUUCAGGAUGUCCAGGAUUCGUUGAGGACAUUAUCAGAGAUAUCUUAAAGGGAAAGCUUAUGGACACCGUUCAGAAUUCAAUCAGAGACCAAGUUCCUCAACAAGCUAACAGCAUUGGAAAUGAAAUCCUCAGAAACAGUUACCCAAGAACUUUCAAUCUAUAUGACAACAUCGAUUUAGCUACUGCUCUAACUUCUAAUAUCCUUGUAAAGGAUGACCACUUGGAAGUUCCUUUAGAUGCCACUUUCUUCCCAAAAAAUCAAGGAUAUAGCCGCCCAUCUGACGCUCCUGAGAUGCCACACUACAACCCGACAGAUCCCGGAGAGAUGAUGAUGUUUUUCAGCUCUUAUCUUGUAGACACUCUAUCGACCACCAUUCAUAGCGAAAUCCAGACCUACGAUUUUACUAUCUUGGGUAUCCAAUUCCAAGCAUCUCUUGACCCAGAGGCAGGAGAUACUGAUCUCUACUUCGAAGACGGCGACUUCAUCGUUGAGGCUCACCCUAAGAUAGUCUCUCCAUUCUGGCAGAUGGGUCUCCAUUUGGGAGGUUCUGCUAAGCUCAGUCCAUCAAUUUCAUCCGGAGAUGCUCAGAAUAUGCUUUCAGUAACGCCUACGGUAAAGGAACUCAAACUUGAUGAACUUAGGAUUGUUACACCAGGAGAUAUCUAUGAGUUGGACAGCAUCUCUAGCUACUUCAACUUGUUCGUGCAAUCAUUCUUGAACUACUUCGUCAUCCCAGUGAUCCCAGUACCAAAGCUUGAAGUCUUGCCACUCACGAUGAAAAAUAGUGAACUCGAUUUCCACAAGGCAUAUUCUGAGCUCGGCCUAUUGUUUGAAUUCUCUUAA
Messenger RNA from Moneuplotes crassus, 1351 nucleotides. The record is from the annotation of a GenBank genome assembly. NCBI's taxonomy places the organism in Eukaryota, Ciliophora, Spirotrichea, Euplotida, Euplotidae.